Messenger RNA from Paramuricea clavata, 3990 nucleotides. The record is from the annotation of a GenBank genome assembly. NCBI's taxonomy places the organism in Eukaryota, Metazoa, Cnidaria, Anthozoa, Malacalcyonacea, Plexauridae.
AUGACCUACCAGCCGGACGACAGGCACGAACGAGACGUUCUCCCUCCCAGAAUCACGACAAGCAACGUUACAUUGGACAAGGAAAAAUACGAUAAAAACUCUAUAAGAAGUCCUCAACCAACAGGUAAGAUUUGUGUCACAAUACAAUUACUGCCUUUGGCAAAUAAAUGUGAGUGUUCCAAGGGAAGUUUUGUAUUUUUCGUCCGGACUUCAAUGUACGCCAAACGUAGAUUUCGGCGCCUGCGAGCCUCGUGUUUUUUGUCGCGAGGUUUGCGAGGCCAAAGCAAUCCGAAAUUGUCGUCGAUUCUUUAAUACAAAAGGUUGAAAUCUCAAGGUUUCAUCUGUUAAACAUCUUCUCAAGCUUACUCUAUUGUUAUUGCAUCACUCGUGAUCAAUGCUACAUAUUUUAUAUCACGGAGCCGUUGGGUAAUAAUAUAUCUUUGAAUAGAAAAUUGUAUAAAAUAUAUUGCAGUUUAUAGUUGACAGACGUUUUAAAUUCUGCUCUUGAAACAAUGCCUCGGUUCAUGGCAGACAAUAUAAAUGGUGGUACGUUUGAUUUUUAACAUUUCCAAGUCGGGCUAAAUACUGUAAAGGCGGCGAAAUUGAAAUUUUGCGGGUGAGUCAAGAAUGCAUUUAUGAUUUGUCCCGCCCACGUAUCAUCAGGCGAGACUUUGGAUUGUACGUAUUUACAUAUUUUUUUCCUCUUGAUUUUACAACUUACACUGGAAAUUACUGUUAGGGCGUUGAAAUUAUUGAGCAUGAAGUUCACUACAGCACUGUUUCAUUGUGGAAUUAUUUAAAUAUUUUUGUAAAUAUGAAACUAUGCAUUUUGGGAAUUAUUUCUUGAUAAUACUUUAUACAAGGCACUCCAAAUGAGAUUUUAUUUGCCUGGUGGCCCUAUUAUCAUUAUAGAGGUUCAGAUUUGAGUACCGCUACCACUACCUCUGACUGGUUAAUUGAAUAUAUUGAAUGCAUCUGAUUGGUUGAUAGUCUUUUAAUGGUAGCAGUAGACGGUAGUGGAAGUCAAAUUUGAACUGCUAUUUUAUUCAUUGUUGAGAAAUUUUAAAAAGUCACACUGUUUCUGUCAUCAUCUGAACUCCUCCAUGUCAGAUGUUGGGAUCCAUGGUAACCGGUUGCCUGCAAGAGACUUGAGCUAACUGCAGUGGUGUAACUUUACUUUUUUGACCACUUGGCCUCAGGGCAAGUUGGACAUGAAAGUUAGUUGCCCUGAAUAAAAUUCACUUGCCAUUAGACAAUGGCCACUGGGGUACCUGGGUAGGGGCAGGGUAGGGGGUAUAAAUUAAGGGGACAACAUGUCCACCUGUUCUCCCACUGCUCUAUAUGACUUUAUAUAAUACCUUAUUGAAUUCUGAUCAUUUAAUUGGCUGUUUAUGAUCACAUGAUAUUGAAUAGAAAAUUCCAUUUCCCAAGAGUGCAAUGGAAUACGUUCCAUUGCACUCCUUGCGAGUGCAAUUGUACUAUACGUUUUAUUCCAUCGCACUCUUUGUGUUUUCGAUAAAUCGCAUCCAUCAAAAUGCUUCUCGUACGGUGAUCGCAGUUUAUUUUAACCAGAUAUUCGAAACUCGGUAAAUGGGAUUUGUAUAGUCAGGGAUUCGUACGACUCGUCAAAAUGGCGGGAGCUUAUAGUAAACCUGUUUUAAUUCGUGCAAUGGUAAGAAUAUUUUCAUGAGGUGAAAGAUGGAAUGUUCCAUUCAACUCGGCUGUCGCCUCGUUGAAUGGAACAUUCAAUCUUUCACCUCAUGAAAAUAUUCUUACUGUACCAUUGAACUCAUAAACAUUCAUUAUUUGUAUAAUGUUAUACUGCCUCAGAUUUAGCUUUGGCCUAGGUUUGAUUACCAGCCAGCAUUCGGGAAGGUUCCAAGGAAUGGCUAGUAAUCGAGCCUAGCUUUGGCCCACAAAAAACAAAAUUUGAAUCAAGUACAUGCGCUAUAAAAAAUGUAUCCGACAAUGAAAACAUAAACUUAAAGGUGGCCAGCUUUUUGUGGCAAGAUAAAAUGUUUACUUGCCCGUCAUGAUAUUCACUUGCCCUGGGCAAGUGUUAAGUUACACCUAUGUAACUGCAAACCUGCUUAAUAUGGUUCUGAGUGCAGUGACGUAUUAGAAAUUUCUCAAGUCUGAGUGUUGUUUCGUAUAGCCAAAUUUCUUAUGCCUUUUCAUAACAUGCUUAGUUCUUGCAUUGCAGAUGGAUUGACCAUGUAUGACGUACAGAAUUUCAAGGUAGGUACAACUUGUUACAAUGCUAUUAUGCACCAGUCAUUUGAAACCAACGCCCCCCCCCCCCCCUCGGGGGUACCCGGGGCAUACCGGGGAUAUUCGCCUUGUUCUCACCGUUUUGUCCUUCCCCGGUCACUGGGGAAUGCGCAAGUUUUCACUGCGCUGGCCAUCAGGUCGGGGCCAAUGUGCGGGGGAUUCACUCAUGUUGUUUUACACUGUAUGUUAAUAUGCUAACAUGAAGUACUACCUGUAUAUUCCCUGAAUUGUUGGCGCUUGUCACCUCGUUGUUUUUCUAAAUCUUUUCCAACCUAGCAAGCCAGCCUUUCUACUAUAAAACUUUUCAAGCUUCAUGAGUUCAUGUCGACUUUUUAUAUGCCUUUUACAUAAAUUGAAAUAAAUUCAGUAUUUUUAUUUUCCUCGUUGUUUGGUGAGAACUCAGGAUCUAGAGUCUAAACAAAUAUGCUUUGCAAAAAUAUUGCUUCAAAAUUAUGCAACCAGUUAGCCCAAAAAUACUUUUUAAGUCUUCAGCAUUGCUCCUUCAAUAUCGUUUGAUUUGUCUUUGGCGUACUCUUGAUAUUUUCAGUUUGUGUGACAUGAAGCUGCAUAACAUUUCAGGUUGCAGCACCGUAGCCAGCUCGAUAAUAGGGAGCUUUAGAUUUGACUACGAGUACGAGAUUUGAUCGCGUGCAAGGAAAUCACCGUAGUCGUUUUCGUUUCCAUUCAAAUGUUGCUUUUAUAACAGGAAACCACCGAGAGAAAAAGUUUCAUAAACUAAAUCUCCCGCAGACUAAAACCCCUACAAGACGUGUAAAUAAGUCAUAACAUUGAAAACAGGCCAGAUAUUUAGUACUAAUAUAUUAUUUGCGCCAGGAUAAACGCUAUAUAUAAAUGCUACAAAUUAUUUUUGGAAAACAAAAAAAAGCCAACUUUCUUUGUUUUUUUGAAAAGUCGUCGUGAGGACUAUGAGGUUUCUCCACAAUUUUGUACUCAAAUGGGCGACGACUACGAUUUUUUCGCGACAGUACGGGAUGCUUUUAGCAUGCUUUUAGCUUGACGAAUCUCGACUCGUAGUCAAAUCUAAAGCUCCCUAAUGUGGGGGGGGGGUCCAUACUCAUAUGUUCGUGUUCUGCAUUAUUAAUUUCUUUUGAAAGCGAUUGUUUUUAAGGUCUGUGAACACGAAUAUAUGAAUAUGCCCCAACCAACACCGCCAUAACCGGUAUCAACUAAAUACUGUGAAUAACUAAGAAUAUCGGUAUACCGCCCAACUUUACAGUUCGCUAAUAAUAGGGCUUGUAAAUUGUUUAAUUUACCGUAAUAUACAUGUAUUUUAUUUGGUAAUUUUAGAAGUCAUCGCAAAGCAGGCCUAUAGCACCCGCCAAUCUUCCUUCACUCAACCCAACAAGUCAUUUUCUUCCACAUACCUUUGGUACAAUGUACUCUCAAAUGCCGUCAGUUAUGAUGCAAGCUCAUGGUACAGUGCCUGCCUUCCUUCCCUUUCCUCGACACAUGCCUGCAUUAGCAGUAUCUGCGGCACCACCAGGCGUACCUACACCAGCGGGUGUACAUGUCCCACCACGACAACCACUUGCAGCUCCUGGUAGACAACCAGUUGUUGCUCAUCAUUUAAAACCAGGUCUACCUGGUCAGCUACACGCCUUACCCGGCAUGCCUCGACCAGUUCAUCCUGUGUCGACCACUCUUCAGCAGACAAGGUCGCCAUCACCGAAACUCUUACAAGAAACUACAGCUUCUGAA